Molecule: messenger RNA, 7515 nt
Organism: Symbiodinium natans
Lineage: Eukaryota; Dinophyceae; Suessiales; Symbiodiniaceae
Source: the annotation of a GenBank genome assembly
AUGUCUCGCCCCUUAGGGGCUCCGGGUGAAUUCAUUUGCAUGAUGGACGCCCACUGGGACGUGCCUGCGCCACCGGCAGAAGGGCCGGCUUUCUUUGGCUUGGAAGAGAGGCAGCGCUUGCAAAACUCCCUGCACCCCUUUCUGAGGGAGGAAAUUUGGGACACUAACCCUUCCGCCAACGUUUACCAAGAAAUCCAAAAGGUCUUCAAACUUCUGGCGCGCCAGCGAACCAGAAACGACUGGGUCCAGGCAGCUCGCUGCCACCUGCUUAACGAGGCGUCCUACAGUGUGGGAAUCGGCCACCUGGAGGCAGGUUUCAGGGCUCCGGUGGAGGACAAGUCGUCCGAUGAGGUGGCCCUUCUGGACCUCUUGCAAGCCCAUAUGGGGGAUCUGCCAGCGGACGUCCAGACAGCGCUGCACAACCGGAACAAGGUUCCUGAUGUUCCACCAGAAGAGGCCGCCAAAACAGCCACGAACGAGCUAAAGGGGGCAUCCACCAAGCUGCGCUCCCUAGGCCACCGCAAAAUUCGUCUCCAAGCCAAGAUUGACGAAUCUAAGGCCGCUCUCAAGGCAUUGUAUGUCGAAAUGCAAAACUUGAUGCAAGAACUAAAGGCAGCUGAGGAAAAUAUGGAAACCCUUGCCAAGACGUUCCGGGACAAGGUACUCCAAGCGCCCGUUCAAGAGGAUGAUGAGGACUUUGAUGUGUCCGAGGUGCUUGGAAGCAUUGGUCUUUCCCUCGAUGAAGGCCAACUCAAGCAGGUACGGGAUGCCCAGGCCCAGCAUAAGCUUCAGCGAAGGCAGAAGGCUGCGGAGCAAUUGCUGGCCCAUGCUGGUUUCCCACCUGGACUUGGGGGAAGUCCUCCAGGUAUAGGGGGUCAGGCCAUUGCGGCCCAGUUGGAGGCCAUUGGGGUGAACUUGACCCCAGACCAAAAGAACAUGGUAAUCACUGGGCAGUGGCCUGGCGCCUCGCAGACAAUAGAUCUCAAAGUGGCCAUUGAGCAAGGAUGCCCCGACAUGGAAAUCGAGGACCUGGAACAAAGAAGAGAAGAGCUUGAAGUGCAGCUGGAGCACAAACGUCGCAAGCUGGCCACCCAAAGCGCCUCCCAGCCCACCUCCGUCAAAGAGGGGGGCAUGGAAAAAGGGGAGCGCAGCACUCCCGAGUCCCAGGCUGUUUUGACCACACCAUCCAAGCCAGGGACGGAGGAGGAGAUGGUGGAACUGGUGGACCGAAUGCCGGUCCGCCAGGGCUCUCUGGAAGAAUGGGCAGCUCACCAUGCACUGCAUCAACUUGCCACCCACAGCGUCAUGAUCGCGGUUGAAAAAGAUCGAAACUUCCGAUUCCUGAGAUCCUUUGGUGUCGAAGGUAAAGGGUAUGUUGCGGUGGUAGGUAGAACAGGGAAGAGGGACAUUGUUUUCAUUUCCGUCUACCUUGAAACCAGUGUAGGCCUCACGGGAGGACAUAACCCCACCAUUUUAGGUGAUCUUCUUGCCUUCAUUAAAGGCCUUACCAUUGAAUGGUUUGUGGCUGGGGAUUUCAAUAUCCCACCACAGGACAUGCUCGAAACCUCGAUUGAGUCCCUCCUUCGUGGGAAAGUGCUAGCCACCAACGAGCCCACCAUUAUGGGUGGCAAUGAAAUCGACUUUGCCAUUGCGAGCCACACCGUAUCAAAUGGGCUGGACAUCAAAGCAGAUUGGGACGUUCCCUUCAGGCCCUUCCGGAGACCUGUCGACGAUGAGCAGGCGCCAUUCCAAGGUCAUUUUACCAUGGUCUACCCCAGCCUCCUCCUAGAGCCGAGGGCGGAUGACGCCAUUACAGCUGGGUUCGCCGGUUUCACCCAGCGCGUUGAGGCGAGCCUCUAUCCCUCAGACAUAAGAGGUCUCCGCAUGGGCCUGAGCCCCAAACUUCAGCAGGUGGUCCAAUCCCACCUCUCCCAACUCCUUUACAAAUGGGAGAUGGGUGGUGCUAUGAAAUGCUCAGAGCAUUACCUCAUGAAGCCAUUCUUGAAUUGGCCAGCCUGGUCCGGCAAUGGGAAAUUGAGGAUAUUUUGCAAGGCGAGAUGGCAUCUUAUCACAGAGUGGGAGACUGGCAGCCGAUACAUAGAAGCGCAGGGGAGUCUGUCUCGCCCCAUCCGAGCGGCCAGAGGUCUCAUAGCAGGCUGCCCGCUUGCCCCUGCUCUUUCCAGAGUGGUGCUCCACGAUCCGAUCUCGAGGAUGUACUCUGCCCCCUCUGUACACCACAUCGAUUUGUGGGUUGACGAUUGCUCAGCAGAUGUUGUCGAUUCCCAUGCGCCGACAGUUGCUGCUCAGGCCAUCAAGUGUUACAGGGAGCUAAAAGCUGACCUCGAGAGUUUGCUUGCUGCGGCCCUGGGCCGACCCACGCUUGCCAGCACCGACUCAGCCCUUGAGUUCCACUCGAACAAAGUUGUAGACCCAACCUACACCAUCAUGUCACAACAUUUCAAGGCGGUGCGGCGGCUUCUUCUCAGCUGGCCUGACAGAGACGUUGGCAGAUUGCACCAGAGCUGGGACAAACUCGGGCAAUGGCUGAGUGAAGCUGAACAUCCCUGGAAAAGGGCGGCUGGACCGCUCGGGGCCGCCUGGUGCUACCUUCAAGAGCUGGGGUGGGAGGCGGUCAGCCUCAGCAAGUGGCGCGUUGAAGGCACGAUUCUUGACAUCCGUCAAGGACCUGACUUCCAUGCACUUCUCUUCCAGCUGAAGCAACUAAUUGACAAAAGGCGACACUGCCGCAUCGCUCAACUGGAUGGUGGCAAAGGACUAGAAACAGGCGCCGUCAAGGCGUCUCCCUGUGCAACCAGCCAGCCACCAGGAAGCAUGUUCUCUGGGAAUGCCAAUGGUGGAAAAGUGAGCAGCCGCCUAGAUGGUGGGAAGAUUACCCGGAGCAUCAAUCCACCGAGUGUCUUUGGAAUUUUGGACUCAUGCCCAACCUUCCCAGGGAGUUGCCUUCCAGAGAUUCCAUACUGGAAGUCCGGGGAGUCCUCCGCAAUCCCGACCAAAUCCCUGAAGGCGCCUUCGCAGCCACUGACGCCAGUGGUGGCCCCACCACUGACCAUCGGGGAGGCUAAGGCCAUCCAACAAGCGGCCCUUCUCCUUCCAGAGGGGACAGACGAAUGGAGGCGCUCCAUCAAUGCUGAUGUUGAUGCACUGGUGUCCAGACACGCCAAAGCUCUCUACAGCACUGAGCGUGCAGAAAGGCUGCAGAAAAAUGACAAAUUGGCUACCGAUGAAGAGCCUGCCAAUCCUCCCUCCAGCAGCUCCUCCUCAAGCCAAUCCGCCUUCUCCAAAAACCGCUGGAAGAAACGCCGGAGAACUCCGCGGGGCAAGCAAGCCUCCAUAGGCCAGGAUCCCACCGCCUUGAAUCCAGCGGAGGGCACCCCAAGGGGUGACGUUACAACAGCACGGCCCGAAGGAACAGGGAGCCUUAACAAGAAGCAAAUUUUGACAGGUUUGGUACAAGGCACCCUUGACACUAAAGGGCACACCUUUGCAGUCACCCGGGACACCGUUAACAAUUUGCAAAUCAAAUGUGAAAAUUGCGGUUUGUGGAUUCAACAAGUUGACACCAAAGACACCUUCAACCGGAAAAUCCAUAACCACUGCAAGGGUCAUCCGGACAGCGUGGGCGAGGUGUACACUGCACGCGUUCCCCCUAUGCCCAGGAGGUGGAGGCUAUCUGCUUGGAGAGGCCAAGGUGGCAAAGGCGCCGCCUCUCCAGACGACUCGCUGGAGUCGGAGCUUGACUCCUCGGUUGCCUCCUGUUUGACUGGCAUUGGGUCGGUGUCUGCCUUUCCCCCCUCGGCAGGUGGGGUUGGGCCUGGCUCAGGUUGGUGCCUCGGUGGGUCAGGUGAGGCUCUGCGAAGCUCCGUCGAGUGCGAAGACUGCGAGGGGGAUUCCGCAGCUGGUGCUUCUGCGUCGUUCCAACGGCUCCCAGGCUUGUGUGCCACUCAAACCAGGAUGGUGGGGACGGGGCAACUCACCAUCCGCGGCUUUAAGACUCUGGAGAUUGAGGUUUUGGAGGUUGAGCGUCUCACGCUGUUGCCAGACCAGCCUACCGACCUCCAGGUCUUGCACAUGUUCAUGGUCCUGACAGUGGCGUCCUGGGCCAGAGGCAUCGUCCUCACGGACCAUGCUAGCCCUCGGCGACUCGCCAUCGCCUUCAGGAAUGGCUUCUGCCUUAGUCUUCACUCACCCACCUUGGGGAGUAUGGGCCUACACGGUGCCCUGUGCGGUAGGCGAGCUGUAGCGAUCUUAACGGGACUCGAGGCCAGCCACCUCCUCGGAGGUUCGCAAGUCGCAAUGACGCGACAGUGGCAGUGGCAGCCCCAGGCCACGCCAAAGCGAAAAAUUUUGUACUGUGAUUGCGGCAACUGGAUCCAAAAGGACAGAGUCCAGCCCACCAGCAAAUGCUGGUAUUGCAAGACGCCCUGGAUGCCCGCCCCGAGUCCCAGACCCCCAAGGCAAGUGGUCUGGGAGUGGGACGAGCCAUGGCCCCCUCUGGGGGCGUACGCUAAGAAGAAGAGCCCAAAGCCCCCGAAGCCCAGCAUGCGCGAUGCAGUGUGGUCAGCCUGGAAGGACCUGCCGGACGAGGCACAAGCAGUCUUGACGAAGGCGGGAGUCAAGCCGCCGCCAGACAAGGAGGAGCCGGAGAGCCAGGAUGCUCUGCUGGAUUUACUCAAAGUCCACCAAGACUCCCUCCCGGCGGAGGUUAAGGCCUACGUUGAGUCUGUUGACAAGGCGGCUAUGCCGUCGGAUGAUGAGGCGGCACGGUCGACCACUUGGCUACCAAAAGCUAAGGUGCUGCUCGCGGACCUGGUGCAGACGCAAAAGCGAGUUGACGAGCUGAGCAAGAACUUCAGGGAUGCCAUGCUGGCCCCCCCUACCGAGCCAGCCGUCCCGGAACUCGACCUCACGGAGGUGCUCAAGGACCUUGGGGUCGCCUUAACUGAGGACCAAUCCACGCGUCUGGUUGAAAGAGUCCAGCAGCAUGAUAUCAAGCGAAGACGAGUGAGGGAGCCGUCUGACGUCUCCAUGGAAGACAAAGCGCCGGAGCGCGCGCAGGCGCCAUGCCUUUACACCUUCCGCAUGCUCCAGCGUUUCGGAGGUUUACUGACACAUCCAAUCCUGAAUGAAGCCUACGCUCUUGACCUGGCUGAAGAGAUUCACGGAGUGUAUCCGGAAUCUUCGGCUGAAUGGCAGCUGGCGUCGACAGGAGUUGCCAUUGCGGCGGGGGAUGACCCGUGCCUCGACCCUAAGUUGGCCGAGUGGGUCAGCCAGGACCUGUCGCACCUCCAUGUAAAGUCCUCUUUUCCAGUUGGCCCGAUCAAGAUCCUGUCUGCCAACGUCACGAGCUGGCGACAGGAAAUCCAAGAUUGGGCCACCCACCUUGAGCCGCAUGCCUUCUGCGUCCAGGAAACCCACCUCUUGGGCGACAAACUCCACCUUGCUAAGGUUAACGCUGAGAAAGCAGGGUGGCAGGCCACAGGGUUCGCAGGGUCACCUGGUGAAGGCACAGGUAUCCUUGGUGGGCACGGUGUCCUCACACCAGCAACAAUCCAAAGGAGAACCGGGCCCCAUCACCUCCAGGAUGGGCUCGGCUUCACUGGUGUCAUCCUCCACUUGCAGGGGAUUCACAUUGCAGUCUUCUCGGUCUACCUCCAAUCGGGAGGUUGCAUCAACACGGCCCCCAACAUAGGGAUUGUAGCCGCCCUGCUGGCUACGCUAGCGACGUGCACCACGCCGUGGAUUGUCACCCUCCUUGAGGAGGUUCCGUUUAAGCCUCACGCGGCCCUCGUUUUCACCAUCGAGGUUGCUCAUGGACGCCUCCCCCUACCCCAGCUCCAGUCCUUCCCGACGGUGGUCCAGGAUGAUGUAGCCCCGUACAGUAAGCGUGACGACCUCAAAGGAAAGGGGUGCAUCGGCCAUUGCCUCCUGGACGACGCAAAUGCUACAAGAGAGUUUGCGACGAUUACAGCCUCGGUGGAAUCGGCUCUCUUCCCACACACGAAGGUGACCGGGCGUGGCUGGAGCGUUGAGCUCUGUCACAAGCCAUUGGUUCCUAACGUGGAGAAACGGCCUUGGUUGGGAGUGGUCCAGGCCAGAUGGUCCAAGCUGGAAACCCUUGUGGCGCAAAGAGACCAAAGCGGCAGCGUUGUGCCGCGUGGGCGGCUUGAGACUCUGUUGCAAAAUAACUCAGAAGCCGACGAGCCAACCGUUGCCCUCAAUGAGGUUGGUAACCUGGUGUACACCCUCCUGCAGGAAGGAGGUGCCGACCAGCAAUGGGAGGAAGUCUCCGAGUUGAUCAAGAGGCACCUGCAGGAGGCCUCGCAAGAACAUCAGGAAAAGCGCACGAUGCAAUAUGAAAGUUGGCUAGAGCAGGCCCUCAAAGGUGGCAUGAGGCCUGUCUUCCGAGCCAUUCGAAAGCAUGAAGCGGUGGUGGAAAGGCCGUUUGAGGACCUGCCACCGUACGACCGGCUCCUAGCCAGAAGACAGUACUGGGCAAAGUUAUGGCAGGGCAGCUCGCACCACCAUGCCCAAAGGUGGCCUGAGCUGGAGGCCCGAGCCAGCCAAGCGGCACAGGAAACCACGCCGCUCACCCAGCACGACAUCCUCGCGGCCUGCCGGCGGAUCCCAGACAAAGCAGGCGGGCCAGAUGGCUGGUGCACGAACAUGCUCAAAUGCCUUCCGGAAGAAGCAGCGGGCGACCUCGCAGCCCUCUUUCGGGAGGUUGAGCUCACUGGCGCCAUGCCAUUGCAAUGGACAAUUAGUAGCAUCAUCCUCUUGGCCAAGAACUCGGAGGUUGAAAGGAUCUGGUGGGACUCGGCCAAAGCCGGUGUUUCAUGCAUCGACAUCGCAGUCAAGAGGGUCCUCCUCGCUGAGGUUUCCAAGCAUCACCACGAACAUAGAAUCACACUGUACAUCGACCUCGCAACUUUUUAUGAGACGAUUUCCCACGACAAACUCGUUCACUCCGCCUUGUCGUUGGGAUUCCCUCCCCAGCUCCUCCGCUUGGCCCUGGGGGCCUACACAGGAGGGAGGUUGCUGAUCAGCGGAGGAGUGGUCGCCCCCCCGGUGUACGCCCAGCGGGGGGUGCUAGCUGGUUGCCCGCUGGCACCAGCGUUGUCCAAAGCUGCGCUCUUCCCGGUCUGUGACCGCCUCACGCAGGAGGUACAGAUCACAGACAUGGACAUCUACAUCGACGACAUAAGCAUAGAUGUGCAAAGCGAGAGCCACACCAGCGCGGUCAAGGCGCUCCGCAGCCUCCGGCAGCACCUUGGUGACGAAGAGUUGGUGCUGUCCAGCACCAAGUCAUGUUUUGUAUGCUCCUCCCCUGAGAGCGAGAAAGCGCUGCGCGCCAGGCUUACGGAGGCCGACCCACCCAUCCUUCAGGUCACUAAGGAUUUGGGGCUGGACAGCGCGCAGGCGCGCAGGCGCCGAUUGCCUACCAUGAAAAAACGCAUCUCAAAGCCACCGGACGUCACCGAGCCCUCAGUAAAUUGA